Messenger RNA from Tarenaya hassleriana, 1945 nucleotides. RefSeq names its product protein BASIC PENTACYSTEINE2-like. Gene Ontology annotation, biological process: response to ethylene. The transcript has 2 exons. NCBI's taxonomy places the organism in Eukaryota, Viridiplantae, Streptophyta, Magnoliopsida, Brassicales, Cleomaceae. Gene Ontology annotation, cellular component: nucleus. The coding region runs from base 611 to 1477 and encodes 288 amino acids. Gene Ontology annotation, molecular function: DNA-binding transcription factor activity; sequence-specific DNA binding. The record is from RefSeq and is a predicted model, not a curated record.
CUCUCUCCUCUAUCUAUCUGUCUAUCAAUCCAUCUCCUUCUCUCUCUCUCUCUCUCUUAUUUUUGAAAUACAAUGGGUCCUUGUACUGUACCGCCUUUCCAUUUCCAUUUCCAUGAAACAUUCUUUAUAAAUAUCUCGUUAGAUACGCGAGAUGGCUUGAAGUUUUUGUGAUUUUGUUUGUAUGGAUCGUCGCUUUGUGUCGCGAUCCUUUUAGAUCUGCCUCCGGAUUUGGCAGAUCUUCAGAGACCCUCGUGGAUCUGCAUGUGGGUUUCCGGAGGAAAUGCGAAGAACCUUUGAAAAUUUUCGCAGUCCAUGCAAUUCCGUGUUUCGAUCUGAUAAAGACCCCUAAUUUUUUUAUUUCCGAGUGUAUCGAAUAUCUGUGUUUUUUCUUCGAAUCCGUCGUUUUUCCCCGCACCUGGAUCUGGGAAAUGGAAGGGUUUUGCUUAAUCGGUGAUAGAUCUCGAGUAUUUCACCGGAAAAUCGACGAGCCCGAGUUGGCGAAUCAGAUUUUCUCGGCACCCAAACAGAGAUUUAGAAUCCCUGGGUUGGAUUUCGAUUCGAUCGAUGUCUAGGUUUUGUUGCUACUGGUUGAAUCCCGCCUUGUGCGGCCAUGGAUCUGUUCGAUUGUUCUUUCCUUCUCAUGGAUGAUGAUGGGUUUCGCAACUGGGGCUACUACGAACCUGCGAAUUUCAAAGGCGAUCUCGGCCUGCAGCUUAUGUCGAGCAUUGAACGGAACACCAAGCCGUUCUUGCCGGGUCGCGACCCGAACGUAAUGGUCGGACCAAACGGCUCGUAUCACCCACGAGAUUGCCCUGUGCCCGAAUCUCCGAUCCCCAUGAACUAUGGCUGGAUCAAUCAGCAGAAGGAUUAUUUUUUCAAUAUGUUGCCUGUUAACCCGCCCAAUUACAGCAAUGUCCUUCCGGAAACUUCUGGAGCUCCGUCAAUGCAGAUUCUCCGCCCGGCCGUGAGCUCGUCCCGAGUCGAGGCAAGCCCAGUUCCCGGAGAAGAGGAAGUCCCUCAGAACAAGAAGCGAAAACCGGGAGGGGCUUCGAAAGGCGGAUCCAAGCCAAAGAAACCUCGGAAACCGAAGAAUGACAACGGAAACGAGCAUAACGGGAACGUUCAACGGGUGAAACCGGCUAAGAAGAGCAUGGAUGUGGUCAUCAAUGGCGUGAGCAUGGACAUCUCCGGUCUAUCUGUCCCUGUCUGUACAUGUACUGGAACUCCUCAGCAGUGUUACAGAUGGGGAUGUGGCGGAUGGCAAUCUGCUUGUUGCACUACAAAUAUAUCGAUGUAUCCUCUCCCGAUGAGCACGAAGAGGCGAGGGGCGAGGAUUUCGGGUCGGAAGAUGAGCCAAGGAGCUUUUAAGAAAGUUCUUGAGAAACUUGCAGCUGAAGGUUACAACUUUGCUAACCCUAUUGACCUGAAGAGCCAUUGGGCUCGUCAUGGUACCAACAAGUUCGUCACCAUCAGAUAAUCCUCUGUUUUUUUUUUUGUGUGCGUGUGCCCGCUCUCUCAUGGAUCAAGUAUGUAUGUGUGUGUGUGUGUGUGUGUAUAUAUACAUACAUACAUACAUCUGUGGCAUACAUUUCCUCUGCAACUGUGGGAUAAAAUCGUUUCAGGUAACUUCUUGGCCUUUGGGUUUUCGUCAAAGCUCUCGUUUUACGGUCUUUUUUUUUAAAAAAAAAAUUCAUGUCUGUUUCUGUUGUUUGUUCUGUGUUUGAGAGGACGACAGAGGAGAAUCUGCAGGGUUUUUUUUUAUAUAUUUUAUUUUAUUUUUCCUUGGGGCUUCCGAUUUGAUUUUGUUGGUAGAUCGAAAUGUUAGUCGAUUUAGUUCGUCCUCUGUUCCUUGUUCUUUUCCCAAUCUUAGAAAGUGCGCUGACUUGUAACAGAUGUUCUUUGUUUAUUGAAUGUUUGUAUUGAAAAUAUAUUCUACCUCUUGGUU